Molecule: messenger RNA, 1782 nt
Organism: Myripristis murdjan (pinecone soldierfish)
Lineage: Eukaryota; Metazoa; Chordata; Actinopteri; Holocentriformes; Holocentridae
Gene: ccdc17
Product: coiled-coil domain containing 17
Exons: 14
Coding region: 220-1782 (520 amino acids)
Source: RefSeq, a predicted model, not a curated record
AGCAUCAGACAGAGGGAUGUCAGUGCUGAAUCAAAACCAGGGAGAGCAGAUGACAAACCAGUGGCAGGUCAGACGGACGGGGGUGCCCUGCAAACCCUCUCUGACGAGUUUCACAAGCUGAGGAUCACCAUUGAAGGGAGUCUGCCAAACUUGGUUAAACGGACCACAAACACUGAGGCUUGUGGGUGUCAGCUGGGUCACAGAGAGAGACAGAAGGAGAUGAAGGAAAUGGCAGAGCACCAUGAGCGCCAACUGGCCCAGAUACACGCUCACAACCAGCACCUGGAGCUGCAGAGAGAGGAGCUGGCCUGUCAGCUUGAUGUCCUGGCUGAGCAGAGCAGCACCAGUCACCUGGAGAGUCUGCUGACAGAGCUCCGAGAGCAGGAGCAGAGGAAUGAAGAAACACUGCAACAACUAGCUGAACAUCUCCAUGCGCUACAUGUCAAACAGACCUCUGCACCUGCUGAUCAGCCAGAGCCACGCGAGAAGAAAACGUUUGACCUCAUAUCCUCUGUGGAUGGCUCUCUCUCUGCCCAGAUUAAAUCUCUGCGACAGGCAUACAUGCAGUCCGGUGGCUCAGAUCCAGCCAUCGUGGCCCAGAUAAUCGACUUGCAGGCAGAGGCCCAAACUCUGGAGCAGAACCAGCAAGGACCUACAGCCAAGACCAGGAGGAAGAAGGUGAGGCCUCCAUCACAGGGACAGAGCUGGGAGCUGCUGGCUUUGGAGCGGGAGAACCAGAGACUGGAAGAGGAAAUCCUCAGGCUCCAGCUGGCCAGGGAGAGACACCAUGGCCAUGAAGCAGCAGUGAGGACAGACCUUCAGCCGAUUCAGAGGGAGAACCUCCUCCACCACAUGGCCAGUCUGCAGGCAGAGAUGGACAGCCUUGGCAGGGAGGUCGAGCGAACCGAAGAGGCUCCAAGGCACCGCAGGCAGCCCCAUCCACCCCUUCCAUUCUCUUCACCCUUCCAAGUCCAACCCCAACCUGCACUGCAUCCCUUGGCUCACAUUCAUGCACCUCUAACCCUGGCCAGGUCGUGCACCUCUUCAGUGGGAAGACAUGUGGUGGACCACUUGGACUCUCUGGGACCCGCCCCCUACAAUCCUGUGGCUGGUUUUGUCAUUUUCUAUGACCUGGUGCUGGGAGUUGAUGCCAAUCUGAAGGUGCUGCGUCUGGUGGCUGCUCUCUAUUUGAGCGGUGAGGAAGUGGGACAUCUAACACCGCUGCCCCCUGUUCAGUGCCAGUCCAGAGGAACGCUCCCCUGCACCCACAGUCUUCACAAUGGAAAUUACACCCCCCUGUCAGUGAAACAGUUUGUUCCCAGGAUGCAGCCAUCUCCCUCCCUCUCUCUGGUGGUGGAGCUCCAAGCAGCAGGAGGUCUCGAUAUUUACGAGCAGGAGGUUCAGAAACUGGAGUCCCAUGGCUGGGCACAACUGGAGCUAUUUGACCAGCACAACCAGCUGCACAGUGGCCACUGGAGAGCGCCAGUGCGUAGUCUUCCUGUUCAACCCUCCUUAACCCACAGCCAGCUCAACUCUAUACCACAGGUGGACAACAUGGAGCUGUGUGUACGCUUGGUCAACGCCCGGGAUGGAGACAUGCAGACUGACCUGAAGCCUGACCCCAGCCAUUAUAAAUACCUCGCUGUGGUGUCCUCUCAUCCUGGGAUGGUCCAGGGAAAUCCUGCUUUGUCCAUUCCGAGCUCACAGCCCACAGGAGCCAAUCAGUUUCCUUCUGAUCACCAAGAGGACCCUCCCCCACUGAUGGCAGCCAAUCAGAGUUGA